AUGUUAGCCAUCCAGACCCUCAACCUGGUCGCUUUGCUUGUUGCCGUCUCAGCCUUCAAGACGAUGGCCCCCUCAGCGACGGGUACCCAGCUACAUUCUCGGCAGUUCAAUCCUGGGCAAUUCUUCCCGGGACAGCUCUCCGCCGGCGAACAUUCGGCCGGGCAGUUCUCUGCCGGUACCUCACAGGCCUCUGCCGGCUGCGGCUUGGAAACCAACGUCUGGGGGCAAGUCUCGGCGACGACCACCUCCGGCUUUGCAAACCUCUGUCUGCAAUGUCGGGUGAACGUCUUCGGCGUCGACAUCGUCCAGUUCAACUUCUUUAGUGCGCUUGCAGCUAUGAUAUCAGUGUUGGACCACCAUUACCAGUAA
Molecule: messenger RNA, 369 nt
Organism: Puccinia triticina
Lineage: Eukaryota; Fungi; Basidiomycota; Pucciniomycetes; Pucciniales; Pucciniaceae
Exons: 2
Coding region: 1-369 (122 amino acids)
Source: RefSeq, a predicted model, not a curated record